Messenger RNA from Postia placenta MAD-698-R-SB12, 372 nucleotides. RefSeq lists its product as hypothetical. The transcript has 4 exons. The record is from RefSeq and is a predicted model, not a curated record. Lineage: Eukaryota; Fungi; Basidiomycota; Agaricomycetes; Polyporales; Adustoporiaceae. The annotation marks the transcript as partial.
GCUCAGGCUCUGGCGCAGGGUCUGGAGGGAGAUCUCCUCGUGCUUGACUUGGAUCGGCGACAGUUUGGGGAAGGCGGGAGCUGGGGGAGACAGGGCGAGAAUGACAGUCUCAGGGCCGUCUGGGAUGUAGGUGUCGACGAGGUCCUGAGAGUCGAAUGCGUGAACUUGGCCUUGACAGGCAGCCACGAUGGAUGGGGGGAGGACGGGGAGGGACAAGAGGUCGAAACUGAGGUCCCUAGGGCAGCAGAGGCCGGCUUAUAUACAGGGGAAGAUGAGGGCAGGCUGUGCGCACUGGUCCGUGCGCAGCUGGUCCAUGCACAGCAUGCUGACGCAGCCCCGGGGGCCAUAGAUAACGACGCGUCCAUAUCGGGC